Messenger RNA from Rosa chinensis, 1752 nucleotides. RefSeq names its product allantoate deiminase 2. Gene Ontology annotation, molecular function: hydrolase activity, acting on carbon-nitrogen (but not peptide) bonds, in linear amidines. The coding region runs from base 67 to 1551 and encodes 494 amino acids. The transcript is spliced from 12 exons. Lineage: Eukaryota; Viridiplantae; Streptophyta; Magnoliopsida; Rosales; Rosaceae. The record is from RefSeq and is a predicted model, not a curated record.
CACAAAGCUUCGCCCCGAGUUGCAGUUGCGUGUGGCUUGCCUCUCUGAACUGGGUUUUAGGCAGCCAUGGCAGUUGCUACACGUGUCUCCCACAGAACCCAUUCCGCCAUUAGUCCCACCUCCGUUUUGGCUCUGGCUUGCCAUUUCUUGCUUCUGGUCUCUUCAGCCAUCACUCCCUGUUUUGGGUUUUCUGGUGUUGGAGGAGAAGAUGAGGGAAACAGAGGAGGGGAUUUGUAUCCUGAAAUUUUGAGGGAUGAAGCUGUGUCAAGACUUCAUCAGCUUGGAAAGGUAAGUGAUGGUGAUGGCUAUCUUGAGAGGAUAUUCAUGAGCCCGGGGGCUGUGAGGGCAGGAAAUCUAAUCCGCGAAUGGAUGGAGGAUGCUGGUUUGCGAACGUGGGUUGAUUGCUUGGGAAAUAUACAUGGUCGAGUUGAGGGAAGGAAUGCUAGUGCUGAAGCUCUGUUAAUUGGUUCCCAUUUGGACACUGUUGUCGAUGCCGGGAUAUUUGAUGGGUCUUUAGGCAUAAUUUCUGUGUUAUCAGCAUUGAAGGUUUUGAGUAUCAAUGGCAAGUUGGGAGAACUAAAGCGGCCAGUUGAGGUAAUUGCGUUUAGUGAUGAAGAAGGAGUAAGGUUUCAAUCUACAUUCAUAGGAAGUGCUGCCAUAGCUGGAAUUUUACCAGUUUCAGCACUGCAAAUAACUGAUAAAAGUGGUGUGACUAUUCAAGAUGCUCUUAAGAAAAACUCCAUAGAAGUUACAGAGGAGCACUUGCAGCAGCUCAGAUAUGACCCAAAGUCAGUUUGGGGUUAUGUUGAGAUUCACAUUGAACAAGGGCCUGUACUGGAGUGGGUUGGUUUUCCUCUAGGAGUUGUUAAAGGCAUAGCUGGACAGACAAGACUAAAGGUUACGAUGAGAGGUUCCCAGGGGCAUGCCGGAACAGUUCCAAUGUCCAUGCGUCAUGACCCUAUGGCUGCUGCUGCAGAAGCCAUUGUAUUAUUAGAAAGCCUAUGUAAGCAUCCUCAAGAUUUUCUGUCUUUUGAUGGUCAAUGCAAAAGUUACUCAUUAGAAUCACUUUCAACUUCACUCGUUUGUACUGUUGGUGAGAUAUCGACUUGGCCAAGUGCAAGUAAUGUUAUUCCAGGACAGGUAACAUUCACAGUAGAUUUACGUGCAAUCGAUGACAUGGGUCGUGAAGCUGUUGUAUAUGAAUUUUCCAACCGAUUGUAUCAAUUAUGUGAUAGGCGUUCAGUUUCGUGUACAAUUGAUCGUAAGCAUGAUGCAAAUGCAGUCAUUUGUGAUUCUGACCUGACUUCGAAGCUGAAGUCUGCUGCUUAUCUUGGGCUCAAGAGAAUGACAGGUUAUGUUCAGGAUGAAGUACCUGUAUUAAUGAGUGGAGCAGGACAUGAUGCAAUGGCUCUGUCUCAUGUAGCUAAGGUGGGUAUGCUUUUUGUCCGCUGUCGAGGAGGCAUAAGUCACUCCCCUGAAGAACAUGUAUUGGAUGAUGAUGUUUGGGCAUCUGCUUUGGCAAUCCUGGCAUUCAUAGAGACUCAGCUCUAGAUUGGAACAUUUUUUUCGACAUUACUGUAUAUAUAAGAGAAAUCUGAAUAAUCUAGUAUGGGACAAUUGUACAGUAUCAUGAUGGGUCUUGUAUGACAAUUCUUUUAUCAAGUACAAACCUAAAAUUAAGGGAUCAUAUAUACCAUGCAAGUCUGCAAUGUGAAGCCCCUGCAUUACUGAUUUGCAGCACCAUUUUGGCUA